CCAAUGAUGGGAUCAGAUCGCGUGAGUGGUGGCGACGGUACAGAUGCAACUGUAACCGUAUUUUACACUCUCUUCACUUUAGCAUCGUGAUCAAAAAAGAAAUCAUCUUAGAUUCGCUAGUAACGUUGCGUCCGCGCAGCUCCGUGCAUGCUUUUGAAGCACACGGGCUAUGCGUGCCAUGCAGUAAACAGGGCGAUCUGUAGAAAUGUAGUGGCAAUGUGGGAAAAGCACGCCAGCGUGAGGAUAGAUAAGAGAAAAAAUCAGCUGGAGCGUUGAGUCUAUCUGUGCUUUUUUUGAAUAAUCCAAGAAAGACUUCCACUGAAGUUGCAUGAGGCUAUUUUCUUCUCUGCAAGCGGUUCUCCUUCUGCACCGUCCUCUUGUUUUCACCAUUUCAGAUAUAAUCAAAUCUGGCAAAAAUUACACCACUGCAUAUGAGAACAUCACCCUUCUUUGCAAAAAGGAGAAGGUCAGACCUGGAAGCUGCUUGGUGAACCGUUUAAGAUGUUACUAUAGGAAGGACUGUGGCAGGGAGUACAUAUUGAUGAAACUGAUUUGUUCAGUGAGCUCAAACCAGAGCAGUCAUGCUCAUGAGUACCCAGACUGCCAAGAAGGGGGCAAUGAAGCCAGCCUGCUGGUGUCCCCUCUGGUGGUGGCCGGCAUCGUCAUUGGCCUGGUGCUCUUCCUCUCCUGCAUCACCAUCAUUGUGGGCAGUCUGCGCAAAGACAGCCGACUGCGCAACCCCCACCUGCGAGCCAGCUACGCUCCAGAUAACCUCUCAUAUGGUGGCUCCAUCGGAGAGCUGAGGUCCACUUGUAUUGAGGAGUUUCCCCCUGCAUUCGACUUUGACACUUACAUGGAGACGCUGUCUCAAAUCAACAUCAUGUACCCAGACUCCCCACCUCAUUAUGAUGAAUGUGUGGGACCAGGGACACAGUUUUAUGUUCCUACAGAUGAUCCACCCCCCUACUCGCUCACAGACCCGUGUCGGGAGCAGGCUGCCCCACACAACUACAGAGAGAUGGAGGUUCUGCCUGCUGGUGCUUCCUGGGUGUCAGCAAGUUGCUCUUCCCGAUACUCAAACAGACUGCAGGAUUGGAGGCACCAGCCAGUCGCCUCCAUCUCUUUGUCAGCCUUACCUUUAGAAGAGGCGCCCCCAUAUGAGGCAGUAGUGAGUGAACAAAACCAGCCCCUCCCUCUGAUGCCCCUGGAUCUUCUCAAACACACUGCCGAGGACAGCAGUCCCCAGGACAGUGUUACCCACAGGAUCUUGUAAUACAUGCCUCUCCAACACAAAUGUGCAUCACCUGUACCAAACCAGCUUUGAGAUGGACUCCUUUGUUUGACAAGGGUCUCCCCCAGACAAUGUUGAUGCAAUGGAAAAGACCCAGAGCCCAGAGCUGAAACAGACACCUGCAGAACCCCACAAUCAUCUCAGAUAUCAACCAACACAGAUAUGAGACACUGCAUGUCCUGUUUUAUCUAACACAAAGGGAGCCGCUUUGAGUGCACAGCACUGUGGACCAAUUUGUUUAGAUGUUUGUGUGUGUUUGUGUGUGCAUGUGUGUGUGUGUGUGUGUCUUCACUUUACUUUGGCUUUUGCCUAUGGUGUGAUUAGAUGCCAGUUUCUUCAUUUACAAAAAGACUUAUAGAUGAUUUAACCAUUUCUUUUGCACCAGAGCUAAAUUCAAUAAUCAAAAUUUUGCCAAGCAAGCCGUCUGAGACUUAAUCGAUAAACGUUACAUCAGUUCAUAAUAGUGAUUUUUUUUUUUUUUUCAUUUACAUUUUAGGUGUAAAAUGAGACCAUUCUCUUCUUCAUCAUGAGAAAGAGAAAGUGCAUGCACAUAGGAGUAUGUUCAUUUACUACAAGACAUUUCCUUUUAAUCGUUAACCUUUUUUUUUCUUUUCUUUUUUCUUAUUUUUAAUCAAAUUAAGGGUUCAUCUAACUAUUUACUUUUUGUAAUGAGAAAACUUUUUUAAGAUAAUAUUUAGUACAUUUCAUAGAUUGCAUAGAAGAGAAAUUACCUUUAAAGCAAUAUAAAUGACACCAGAAGAUCAAAUGCUUUUUAAUCCAUACUUUCAUUAAACAUCAUUGCAUUUCUUUACACCUUUACAUCUAGAUCACUGUGAUUUCUUGGUAACACUUUACAAUAAGGUUGUAUUCAUUAACAUUACAGUACUUAACAACAUUAGUUAACAAGAACUAACAAUGAACAAUACUUUUACAGCAUUUAUUAAUCUUAGUUAAUGUUAAUUACAACAUGUGCUUAUACAUUUUUAAAAUUAAAAGUUGUACAUGUUAAUGCAUUAUGACCUAAUAUGAACUAAAUUCUAUUUUCAUAAAUUAGCAUUAACCAAGAUUAAAAAAAAAUUUACUCACAGCAUUUACUUCUGUUAACAAAUAGAACCUUAUUGCAAAGUGUUACCUACUUCUUUAUAUUUCCUUCUAUUGCAGACACUACUGUUUUCUGAAAGUCUCCUGGCAAUGCUUAUUUUCAGUACAUUUUAAGAACCUAUUAUGAGAAACAGCAGAUGUGAGAGAUAAGUGUGAUAUCCAUGCAUACAACAAAACUAAAAUAGUUGGAAAGGGCUUUAGCAGACAUGUAGCCAAAGGGUGUUAAAAGUUAAUUUUACAUUAUUCUUCUAAACCAGCACUGUGUGUACAUUAUAAAAUAAGAGCUAAGACUAGUUAGUAGCUCAGCUGCAAAUUAGUUGUAGCAGUGAUGUCAAUAUAAAAUGAAACAAUAGAUAAUCCUUGCUAGACAUGCUCUGAACAUGCUUCAUUUACAAAUAGACUUGUAGAUGAUUUAACCAUUUCUUUUGCGCCAGAGCUAAAUUCAACAAUCAAAAUUUUGCCAAGCAAGCCGUCUGAGACUUAAUCAAUAAACGUUACAUCAGUUCAUAAUAGCAUUUUUAUUUUUAUUUUUUUUUUUUUUUUUUUUUUCAUUUUAGGUGUAAAAUGAGAUGGUGUAAAAGAUCAUACUUGCUGGACAUGCUCUGAACAUGCUUCCAAAAUAUUAAUGUAUCAGAUUUGUUCCUAAAAUGUGUGCCUGUUUUUGUUAAAAAGCCCACUUCAUUCAUUGUACCGCAAUGGCUUCCAUACACUUGCAUGUUUCUGAGAGAAACAAUGUGCCUAUUAAUCACCAUGACUGUUAGAUUACAGAACACUGUAGAAAUCGUAGAAGAAAGUUUCAUUCUGCUUAUUCCAGUUGACAUGGGUCCCUGUAGGACUGUCAUCAGAUAUUUAGGUCUUAUUCUUUUAUUUUAAUGUUACAAAUAACACAAAUAUAUAUGGUACAAAAAGACAAAUAAAUUAUGAAGUAUAUACAUAAAUAAAAAAUUUGCCCAAAAAUGACAAUGUAUGACACAAUUCAACUUUUUCAUCACUUUCCCUCCACUGCACAAACAAUAUACUUAUAAAAAAGAAGGAUCUGAAAGGGUUUUUUAAACUGAAUUUGAUGCAUGAAUGCAUUCUUGUGUUUUGAAAAGCAGCUCAAAAGAGAAAUCAAUUUUAAAUGGUCCAUUAUUAUUUAUUUAGAGUAGUCUGAAUGGAUGUCAACUUUGAACACCCAUAUUUGAGCAUUUCUGACUUCAGCCAAUGUUUAGAAGAUUUUACUCAUCACUAAUGAAGAAAGGCAAAUGAAUCACAUAAAGGGACCUCGCAAGUAGCAUUAAGGGGUCUUUUUGAAGAUGUCUAGCUUUACCAUGUGCGUAUAUGAAUUUGUAGAGGCAGGAGCAGUGUUGGUCAACACAUUAGGCUUAGAUGAAGAAACGCUCCAUUUUCUAUCCUUAGUAGCCACUACACUGUAAUACUACUACUGUGUCUGUAAACCCUCAUGUUUUAGUUAGUUGGUAUGUCACACUUUUUAGCACAAGACUGUCGAAAUGAUGUGUGCAUAAUCAUAAAAUUAAAAUGUAAACAAUUCAAUUCCCACUGGUUUCUUUAUUUUCUGUCAAUUUUAUGGAAUUGUGUAUUUUAACUUAAGAUAUCUGAUGUUCCAGAAAAUCAUUUUGAGUUGGAUUCAAACUAUUUCACCAGUUUCAGUUUCAUUAGACUAUAUUAUGCAGACCUUUAGUUCUUCAGGAUAUAUGGAUAUUGUUUUAUACCACAAACAAGCACAUUGGCAUUAAAGUCCAUAGUAAAUGUUGACUUAUAUGUAAUGAA
Myxocyprinus asiaticus (Chinese sucker) is the source of this 4162-nucleotide messenger RNA. RefSeq names its product protein BEAN1-like. The record is from RefSeq and is a predicted model, not a curated record. Bases 329 to 1273 code for a protein of 314 amino acids. NCBI's taxonomy places the organism in Eukaryota, Metazoa, Chordata, Actinopteri, Cypriniformes, Catostomidae. The transcript has 6 exons.